AUGCUUCGAAGGAUUCUUCUUUCAACUAUACUAAUUGUGUUAGUAGCCAGCGUUCUACGCAAGAAGAAGCCGUGUAUCAAUGGAACUCCAGAAGGUGACCGUUGUUUCUGUGUCGAAGGAUGGACUGGAACACUUUGCCAUCGAAAAAUGAUGUGUGCCGGUUUCGAACGUCUUCAGAAUGGAAGUUGCAUUGAGUGUCAACUCGGAUGGGCGGGCGCUGAUUGUGAUAUAAUUGACUGUCACGGGAAUGGAAUGCCGAACUAUGAUUUGACUGAGUGUACUUGUACUGUUCCAUAUUCUGGAAAGUAUUGUGAGAUUGCUGAUACCAAGGAUAUCUACAAAUGGUACAACAACUUCACUUCAAGUAUUGGACCAAUCGGAAUUCUCACAAUCAUUCCAUUGGCUCUGAUUUAUAUGUGUUGUGAGCACUUUGCCAAGAAGCGUCAACUCCGUCGUGUUGAGCAACAUUUGAAUGGAGUAUACAUCACCAGUGGCAGGAAAGCUGUAGAUAAAGAACUUGUUAAAGGACUUCUCGAAGCUUCUGACGAUGAGAAAUCACUGAAAUCAGUGAAAACUAACAACGAAGAAAAGGAGGAAAAGGAUAAAGAUGGAGAAGAAGUCAUAAAAAUGAGAAAUUCAGCGACGACCAGUGAGAAGAAGGCUCUGCUUGCUGAUCCAGCUGAUUUGUGA
Messenger RNA from Caenorhabditis remanei, 690 nucleotides. RefSeq lists its product as uncharacterized. The transcript is spliced from 4 exons. The coding region runs from base 1 to 690 and encodes 229 amino acids. The record is from RefSeq and is a predicted model, not a curated record. Lineage: Eukaryota; Metazoa; Nematoda; Chromadorea; Rhabditida; Rhabditidae.